Plenodomus lingam JN3 is the source of this 525-nucleotide messenger RNA. RefSeq lists its product as uncharacterized. The record is from RefSeq and is a predicted model, not a curated record. Lineage: Eukaryota; Fungi; Ascomycota; Dothideomycetes; Pleosporales; Leptosphaeriaceae.
AUGAGACGACGUGUCCUGCUAAUGUUGAAGCUGAUCGUGAGAAAGGACCUUGCUGCGAGCAUGAUUCAGACUGCAGAGGUGACGAACGAGAGUGCAGAGAUCCUGAUCGCAAAGGACAACAGCUUCGAGUCUGGUCCUGCAAGUUUGGCUACGUCAACGCUACUCUCGUCCUGGCGAAGUCGAAUGUCUACGCAUUACCAUGGUCUCCCCACGGAACCUCGCGUCUUCUUUUGUUUUACUGAGGUCCCAAAGCAGUGCCCCCAUGCGUGGACGCGGAGUUUAUGCGGUCGAUAUCUGCCAACCGUAGCACAAGUAGGCAAAUUCCCUAGGCAAGUGUCGGAAGCAACACAUAACACAUACCCUGGGCCGCAUCAAAAACGAUGCUCCAGCGACGAACACGCGAGAGAGGUUUGUGUCUACGUAUUCAUGCACGGCAUCGUAGCAAAAUCCCUACGCUUCAUACUCCCAGGACGUGACCUGGAAGCCGGAGGACGAAAGUAUUCUGCAUACGAGAAUGUGCACUAG